Messenger RNA from Oldenlandia corymbosa var. corymbosa, 2118 nucleotides. NCBI's taxonomy places the organism in Eukaryota, Viridiplantae, Streptophyta, Magnoliopsida, Gentianales, Rubiaceae. The record is from the annotation of a GenBank genome assembly.
AUGGCUUCCACAGCCAACCAUGUACUAUCCUCCAACUUCUUCGGCUCCCAAGUCUUCCUCUCCCCUCCAACUCCCAAGACUACUACUAAAUUUCUUCCCAAAUCAAUUCUUGGAAAGAAAGAUAACUCAUCACAAUCACUGUCCUUGAAGGAUAUUCCAUCAAAGGCCGCAUUAGCUGCUUUACUGUUUUCCUCAAUCACCCCACAAGCUUUUGCUGUAGAUGCACCACCGAACCCACCUCCAGUAAUUGAAGCUGAAGCCCAACAAAAAUUGAAUCUUCCGGGUUCCUCAUCUCCUUUUGCCCAAAAUCUUUUAUUGACUGCUCCGAAGCCACAGCAGAAUUCUUCUUCUGACCUCCCGGAUGGCUCUCAAUGGAGGUACAGCGAAUUCUUGAAUGCGGUCAAGAAGGGGAAAGUGGAGAGGGUUAGGUUCAGCAAAGACGGGAGUGCCCUUCAGCUUACAGCCGUCGACGGACGGAGAGCCACCGUGAUUGUUCCCAACGACCCGGAUUUAAUUGACAUCCUGGCGAUGAACGGAGUCGAUAUUUCGGUUUCUGAGGGUGAUUCCGGAAAUGGGUUGUUCAAUUUUAUUGGGAAUUUGCUUUUCCCUUUCCUAGCUUUCGCCGGGCUGUUCUUCCUUUUCCGGCGGGCUCAGGGCGGGCCUGGAGGUCCUGGGGGGCUUGGUGGGCCUAUGGAUUUUGGAAGGUCCAAGUCUAAAUUCCAGGAGGUUCCCGAAACCGGUGUGACCUUCGCUGACGUAGCCGGAGCUGAUCAGGCCAAAUUGGAGCUCCAGGAAGUUGUGGAUUUUCUCAAGAACCCGGAUAAGUACACUGCACUGGGUGCAAAGAUCCCAAAAGGGUGUCUUUUGGUUGGUCCUCCGGGUACCGGGAAGACCCUUUUGGCUAGAGCGGUUGCUGGGGAAGCUGGAGUGCCAUUCUUUUCAUGCGCAGCUUCUGAGUUUGUGGAGUUAUUUGUGGGUGUGGGAGCAUCACGAGUCAGGGAUUUGUUUGAGAAGGCUAAGUCUAAGGCACCUUGCAUUGUGUUCAUUGACGAGAUUGAUGCUGUUGGAAGGCAGAGAGGAGCAGGACUGGGAGGUGGGAAUGACGAGAGAGAGCAGACCAUUAAUCAGCUUUUGACAGAAAUGGAUGGUUUUUCAGGAAAUUCAGGUGUUAUUGUCUUAGCAGCAACAAACAGGCCUGAUGUUCUUGAUGCUGCAUUGUUGAGGCCUGGAAGGUUUGAUCGCCAGGUUACAGUUGACCGGCCUGAUGUUGCUGGCAGAGUCAAGAUUCUUCAGGUUCAUUCCAGAGGGAAAGCUCUUGCAAAGGAUGUAGACUUUGAAAAGAUUGCCAGGAGGACACCAGGUUUUACUGGUGCCGAUCUGCAGAAUCUGAUGAAUGAAGCAGCCAUUCUUGCAGCUAGACGGGACCUUAAGGAGAUAAGCAAGGAUGAAAUUUCUGAUGCUUUGGAAAGAAUUAUUGCUGGCCCAGAGAAGAAAAAUGCUGUGGUAUCUGAUGAGAAGAAGAAGCUGGUUGCUUAUCAUGAGGCUGGCCAUGCUCUUGUUGGAGCUCUAAUGCCCGAGUAUGAUCCUGUUGCUAAAAUCUCUAUCAUUCCUCGUGGCCAAGCUGGUGGUCUUACAUUCUUUGCUCCAAGUGAAGAGCGGCUCGAGUCAGGACUAUACAGCAGGAGCUACCUUGAGAACCAAAUGGCUGUUGCUCUUGGAGGAAGGGUUGCCGAAGAGGUCAUUUUUGGUACAGAAAAUGUUACAACAGGCGCAUCAAACGAUUUCAUGCAAGUCUCACGGGUGGCAAGACAGAUGGUUGAAAGAUUUGGUUUUAGCAAAAAGAUUGGGCAGGUUGCCAUUGGUGGCCCUGGUGGCAAUCCAUUCUUAGGACAACAGAUGUCAUCCCAGAAAGAUUACUCCAUGGCGACUGCUGAUGUGGUAGAUGCUGAAGUUAGGGAACUGGUGGACAGGGCAUAUUCCAGGGCCACACAGAUCAUUACAACUCAUAUUGACAUCCUACACAAGCUUGCUCAACUGCUUAUAGAGAAAGAAACAGUUGAUGGUGAGGAGUUCAUGAGCCUAUUUAUCGAUGGCAAGGCGGAAUUGUAUGUUGCAUAA